Molecule: messenger RNA, 761 nt
Organism: Sinocyclocheilus grahami
Lineage: Eukaryota; Metazoa; Chordata; Actinopteri; Cypriniformes; Cyprinidae
Product: diamine acetyltransferase 1-like
Exons: 3
Molecular function (GO): diamine N-acetyltransferase activity; spermidine binding
Source: RefSeq, a predicted model, not a curated record
AGUGUGUUUCCAGGUCAUGUGAUCAUUGGCUUUGCCAUGUAUUAUUUCACCUAUGACCCCUGGAUUGGGAAACUGCUCUACUUGGAGGACUUCUACGUCAUGAAGGAGUUUCGGGGCUUUGGAAUUGGGUCUGAAAUCCUGAAGAAACUGAGUCAGACGGCGGUCAGGACUCGGUGCAGCAGCAUGCACUUCAUCGUGGCGGAGUGGAACAAACCCUCCAUUGACUUCUACAAGCGGCGCGGAGCAUCUGAUCUCUCGCUGGAGGAAGGAUGGAGGCUCUUCAAGAUCGACAAGCAGAACCUGCUCAAGAUGACCAAUGAGGAGUGAAGAGAAUGUCAGGAGGAAACCCACUGCAGAAUAUCAUCUAGUGUUGUGUUCAAACUAUGAUUGACCCUCUGGUGCUGGUGUCCACUGAAGUGGACAGAUCGUCACAAAUCAUUUUGAAGCCUUCAGGGUGUUACAUCCAAAACCUUUAAUUCUUACCCAUAAUUCUCUGUGAAUGUCCCCUUUAUAUGUCAUUGCGUUUUUAUGACAAGUUUAAAAUGUGUAAUUCUCUUAAAAUAAGUUAUUUUGAAAGAUUCUUGUUUUUAAAAGGAUACAUUAAGAUAUCUUUUUUCCUUUGUGAUUUAAUAAUUCAUGCAUCAGAGAUUUUUUUGCUUAUGCAAUGCACUGAUGUUUAUAUAGACGUGGCAUAUUUACUUCUCUGUAUACUUCAAGCUUAAAUUCUACUGUAAAAUGAAAAUAAAACAUUUAAAUUAGAA